Capsicum annuum is the source of this 1529-nucleotide messenger RNA. RefSeq names its product G-type lectin S-receptor-like serine/threonine-protein kinase CES101. The transcript is spliced from 6 exons. The coding region runs from base 67 to 1218 and encodes 383 amino acids. Gene Ontology annotation, biological process: protein phosphorylation. NCBI's taxonomy places the organism in Eukaryota, Viridiplantae, Streptophyta, Magnoliopsida, Solanales, Solanaceae. Gene Ontology annotation, molecular function: ATP binding; protein kinase activity. The record is from RefSeq and is a predicted model, not a curated record.
UCAAUCAAUUGGUAUGCAAAAGAAGAAAAAAGUCAAUAAACUUAUCAUCAUUUUGAUUCCAAUGGGAUGUCUAUUGAUGUUGUUGUUGCUUGUCUUUACACUAUGGCUCUUCGAAGGAGAAAAGUACUCAAAUUUAAAGAAAGAAUGGAAAGGAACAAAAUUGGAAAUGAAAAUAAUGAAGAAAAAGGAAGUGAAGAAACAAGGACUUUGCAAAUAUUCAGUUUUGAUGAGAUGAAGGAAGCUACAAAUAAUUUUGCAGUUGAAAAUGAGCUUGGAAAAGGUGGAUAUGGACCCGUUUACAAGGGAAAGUUGAGAAAUGGGAAAGAAAUAGCAGUGAAAAGGCUAUCAGAGACUUCAUCACAAGGAUUGGAAGAAUUUGAAAAUGAAGUGAUUCUUACAGCAAAAUUACAACAUAUAAAUCUUGUAAAAGUUGUGGGAUUUUGCAUUGAAAAUGAAGAAAAAAUGUUGAUCUAUGAAUAUAUGCCCAACAAGAGCUUGGACUACUACAUUUACAAUCAAGUGAGAAGAUUAGUUCUAAAUUGGGGAAAAAGAGUGCAAAUAAUUGAAGGCAUUAUUCAAGGAUUAUUAUACCUCCAAGAAUAUUCAAGAUUAACAAUUAUUCAUAGGGAUAUUAAAGCAAGCAAUAUUCUAUUGGAUAUUCACAUGCAACCAAAGAUUUCUGACUUUGGAAUGGCAAGAAUAUUCAAGAAGGAUGAAGUUGAAGCAAAUACAGACAGAAUAGUUGGAACAAUGGGUUAUAUUCCACCAGAAUAUGCAAUUGAAGGAAGAUAUUCAACAAAGUCUGAUGUUUUUAGUUUUGGAGUACUUCUUCUUCAAAUCAUAAGUGGAAAAAAGAAAACAUGUCUACAUGGUCCAAAUGAGAAUUUAAACCUUCUUGAAUAUGCAUUUGAGAUGUGGAAAGAUGGUGAAGGCAUGGAAUUUAUGGAUGAAUCACUUGAUGAUACCACACAUUCUUGUAAACUAUUAAAAUGCAUGAAAAUUACAUUAUUAUGUGUCCAAAAAAAUUCAUUAGAUAGACCUACAAUGUUGGAAGUUUGUUCUAUGUUCAAGAAUAUUGAAAAUUUAGUUAUGAAUUCCCCUAAGAGGCCUGCAUUUUCCACAAGGGAAGGUGAAGAUCAAGUUGUCAAUAUUCCAAAUGGCUCAUCGGAGGAAAUAGACAUUGACAAUGCAACAAUUACACAAUUGGUUGCAAGAUGAUGCAUGGAUUUAACUUUUUACAUACACAAAAGAAAAGGGUGUAAAGAAUUUUUUGACACUUUAUACCGUAUGUCUAAGACAUAUAUUUUACCUUUUUUUUUUUUUUUUUUUUUUUUUUUUUUUAAAUUUUGGGGUUUAAGGUAUCAGCCCAAAGGUUUAUUUUGGACCUAAUAUACACGGUUUUCACGGUUGCAUACAUUUCCUUUCUUGCCAUCUGAGCCUUUACAUUCAGUAUAUCAUAAUGUGUAAACAUAAAUCUUCUAUCUAUUGAAACUAAUUAUAUAAAAUUCCUUCUAGUUUUUUCUCUCCCA